Messenger RNA from Drosophila busckii, 1142 nucleotides. Its product is annotated as antifreeze protein Maxi-like. NCBI's taxonomy places the organism in Eukaryota, Metazoa, Arthropoda, Insecta, Diptera, Drosophilidae. The record is from RefSeq and is a predicted model, not a curated record. The transcript has 2 exons. The coding region runs from base 378 to 1142 and encodes 254 amino acids.
UGUUGAAGAAAUUUAAAGUUAUUUUUGAAAAAUAUGCUUUGAGUUAUGGCAGCAACUUUUCUACUUUUAACAGUGCCCAGUUGCUGCUGAAACAAAAAAAACAAAGCGAAGCUGCAAAAGUGUUGCUCAAUAGUGAGAAAAUAAAACUGUGAUAAGGACGAAAAACAACAAAACAAAACUAAGCGGCAAUUAAAAGUGAGAUAAUAUACAAUUUUAAUAAAAGUAAAAACCAGCAGCGGCAAAUUAAAAAGCAAGCGUCGUCGCCAAAUGCAACUGCAACAGCAACAGCAACAGCAGCAGCAGCAGCACUAAAAGUAAUUAGCGACAGCAAUAGAAGAGGGAGAGAGCAAUAAAAGUAAAGAGCGCAAAUAAAACAAAUGAUGUUGCAAUCUUUGAAAUUGCGCGCGGAUAAACUAAGCGGCAUUCCAACAGCAACAGCAACAGCAACAACUGGCGAGCUAACAGCAGCAGCAACAGUAAUAGACACAACAACAACAACAGCAACAGCAGCAGACAUUGCAGCAGCAACAACAACAAAAAUGCUAACAACGGCACCUGUUGCCCAUGUUGCUAAUGGUAUGGCCAACGGCAGCAGCAGUCUCUAUAGCGCCAGCAACAAUUUAAAUAGCAAUAACAAUAACAACUUGCAACAGCCAGCAGCAGCAGCAGCAACAGCCGUAGCGGCGGCAGCAGCAACUGGCGCAAUAGCAACAACAACAACUUUUACAGGUGCUGCUAAAAGUUUUCAUCCAUAUUUGCGGCCCAGCAGCAAUCUAAGCGCAGCAGCAGCAGCGACGCCAACAGCAGCAACAACAACAAUGACCAAAACUGCUGCUGCCGCUGCUGCUGCUGCUGCUGGCAUUGGCAUGCCAACAACAUUGUUUGAAACACUUUUACACAACCAAAUAAAUUCCAAUGCUGUUGCCAUUGCUACCACGCCCACAGCAACACCCACACUAGCAGCAGCAGCAGCAGCGCCAGCAACAGCAGCAACAACUAUAGAGACAGCAGCAGCAGCAGCCGAAACCACAGCGGCGGCAACAGCUGCUGCUGCUGCAGCUGCGACGCUGCUAAAUUCCAGCAUUAAUUCCAGAACUUCAUUAGCUGACCAAAGCGUCGCUGCUCCCGCUGCAAAUUGGUGA